AUGAUAUCUAGCGGAUAUAUUAAUUAUACAGCGCAGAAAGCGAAAAUAGCGCAUGGGCACAGAAACGGCCGAUCUCGGAUUGUAUAUCAACGGAAGGCCGACGACGUGAAUACGCUUAUUCGCCCUUUGACAGAUACACGGCUAUCGCGCGCAGCUGGCAGCUGCAGUGGUAGUGAUGGUGGUGGUGGGCGAACCAGUAACCACGAGCUCAGCCGCGGGUAUGAUAAGUAA
Molecule: messenger RNA, 231 nt
Organism: Morchella importuna
Lineage: Eukaryota; Fungi; Ascomycota; Pezizomycetes; Pezizales; Morchellaceae
Exons: 4
Coding region: 1-231 (76 amino acids)
Source: RefSeq, a predicted model, not a curated record